Molecule: messenger RNA, 3612 nt
Organism: Microsporum canis CBS 113480
Lineage: Eukaryota; Fungi; Ascomycota; Eurotiomycetes; Onygenales; Arthrodermataceae
Exons: 1
Coding region: 1-3612 (1203 amino acids)
Cellular component (GO): cytoplasm
Molecular function (GO): protein-folding chaperone binding; ATPase inhibitor activity
Source: RefSeq, a predicted model, not a curated record
AUGUUGGGUCGUCUGCUGAAUACCGCUGCCGCAACGCUCAACCCCACGUCAUAUGCCAACCGCAACUCGAACCAACUUGAAUCAGUGACAGAAGAGGAACACACCUCUGGCCUUCUCUUCCCAGACGUGAGCCUUCUUCACCGGUCGAGGACACAUGCAUAUCCGCUGCAGACCAGCUCUGUCUCACCUAGCCCAUCCUCAGCUGGGAGCUUCGAUGAUAGAGGCGGUUUGGAACUCGAUGCCACAAAGGAUUUAAGAGUUAUCAUUGCACAAAACGCCAUCGGAGACCGUGAUGACCCGUGUAUUCUUCUCGAUACUCAGAGCCCGCUGAAGGUUGAGAAACCUGCCUGGCCCUCUCUAGAUCGUCCCUCUUCGGAAAAGCCGCGAUCACGACACACUCGUACCUCAACUCUCCCCCGAAACGGUGGACGGACUUCUUACCAUGCACCGCGUGCCUCGGUGUCUGAUCUACCUCCCCUAUCAUCCUUUUCCAACCAUGAUGCUGCAAAUAGUGCCUUUUUCCGUGCACGAAAUCGAAGAUCCACAUUCUCGAACACUACUGGAGAUGACGAUCAGCAACAUGGUCGGCUUUCUGGGGAAUCUAACGAACUUGGCUUGCUGAAUUGCAUUUUUGGGAGCAGCGCGUUUAGCUAUCGUGGCCCUUCGACCAAAAUGCACAUCGUUCCAGCAGACGACAAUAAACCAUCUGAUGAUUCUAGCUUUGGUGUUUCCGACCCUUACCGGCGAACUCUUCGUCGAGCGGAUACAUUUAGCGGUUCCCCAAGGAGUAUCAGUCAGACUCGUGAACGAUUGAGCUGCGAUGGUGCUAGAUCGUCCUCAUCUUCAUCCUCGAGUGUAACUGUAUUGGUGACCAGGAUGUUCAGUGUCAACCUGCCUGAAUCAUAUGGCGUUCCAGUUGCCACUCCAAUGCAGGCCAAUUCAGCAACUCCCUCGUCACCUUACGACCCGGAAUUCAAGUUCUCACCACGUGCCAAGGCUAAAAAAAUCAAAGAAAAGAAGACUCCAAUGUAUGCGGUGGCGAUUACAGUCCGACUCCCGAUAACUGCAAAAUCUAGUGCUCGCCAGCCGCGAAAUCCUUACCAGCAAGAUCCGGCUAAACCCUGUGCUGGAAUGUCAGUUUCUCUGGACUCUCAUCCAAAAUGGUCUCUUUUUGACGAAGCGUCCUAUUCGACUACUGGGUCAAGUAUAGAUGAUAGAAUAGACUUACUUGUUGACUAUUGGGAUGUCAUUGCACGAACAUUAUCACGCCUCGAGAAACUUGCAAGCAAUGAGAUUCUUGAGCUGCUAAAGCAAACGGUCCAGCAUGCCACGCAAACACCAAAGCCCGCGAAGGGUCCAAAUAUGCAAAGAACUAACCAGACAAUUGUACAACUCCUACCAAAUUGCCUGGCACAAAACAAGCUACUCCAAGAAGAGGCGCAUCAUGCUACUUUCAGGAUUUGCAUGGCUCUUAGAAUUCCUCCCGUUGUUUCGGGCCAGAGCCGCUGGGGUGUCUGGAGAGAGGAAGCCCGAUGGAUUGCAAGGAGUUUAAGUGAGAAGGAACACAACUUUUUCUUCUUGGUCCUCAUUACCGCAUUUCUAGGUAAUCAUACCGAAUGGCUUAGUCUCCUCGGACCUGAUUGGUAUCGACGUCGUCAUUUUCUGCAACAACGGGCUCAACAGGACAGUGAAUUAAGCAUAUGCAACAGAACAGUAAUCAUUUCAUCUGAUAAAAUGGCUGCAAGGCGCCUAAUAUUUGUGCUUUCUGCUUUUCUACCAGCUCAGCAACGUACAGACCCGCUGGCUUCCCCUCUACGUCCAAGCACGUCUACAUCUUUCCGCCAAACGUCUCAAAGCCCCCCAAACCCAACUAUGUUUCGACAAGAAUCGCUGCGUCGAACCAUAAAUCGUCGAGCUCGAACACGUCAGUUUCCUCAUGAACGUGGUGCAGCCAAACGAUCUGCUAGCGUCUCUUCCAACGAGACCUCAAAUAUAGCCCCCGAUGAAUUGGAAUUUAGCAGGUCUCCUAAUACCCAAGGACGACGUGGCUCCGAUGCCAGGUCUAUGAGAACUUCGAGUUUAUCCAUCCCACCUGGGGGCGUUGCUGGACCAAUGAAAAGCGGCACAGCAUCCGCAGCAACAGCAGCGCCAGGCACGGCAACCCCAGUUCCACACUUUGCUUCUCAACCGAGAAAGCCGCAUAGUGCUCAUCAUGAAUCCCAAGAUCACACAGGGUCUGCCUCUGCAAACUUGUUACUCAACUUGCGAAAGAGCGAGACAUUAGCCAAUGUUAGCCAGCAGCAAAGUAAAUGGGGGAAUCUUCUCUCUGGGUUUUGGAACUCGCGAGAAGAUACUCCAUCAAACAGUGAUGCAUCUAGACCUCGUAGAACAUCAACACAAGUGUUGGAAUCGAAGUCACAAUCAUCUGCAGUGUCGACUGCAAUAAGAGAGAAUAGAAGUGCGAUUCUAGACAAUGCACCCACAACGUCGAAUGAUAUGAUAUCCAUACCCACUUCUGUGUCUGCGCAAACAGAUAGCGUUACGAUUAAGGAAGAUGCUACACUAGACAGUCGGCAGCCCACAUCACCCGUUAAACUAUGUGUUAAGGCGAAUGAAGGUAUUGUUGAUGUUGAAGUGCCGUUACCUGGAUUCAUGUCUCUCUCAUCUUCAAACGACUCCACAUUAACUUCACCGAAAAAGACCCGAACAUCAAUCACAAGCAUUGAUUGUGACGGAUCUUUCCACAGCAAUAGCCCGUGGUCUCAUAAUAAUUAUAAAGACUGGGAUGGCCCAAGCGUCAAUGUUGCUGGUUGGCUCAAGUGCUAUCACGAAGAUUUUGCACUUCAAGCCGUGCACCCAUACCCCAAUCUUGAAUCUGCCAUUAAACGUUCCAUGUCUGCCGAACCUACCCCAAAUCUUGCAAACUUCGGGCAAACAUCAUAUUUUGAUGGCGGCUCUGAGCGAUGGGUUGAUGUCUGUUCUACACUCAUAGCCGAUACGAGGACAUUCACUGUCAAACGAAUCCGUUUGCGCCGUAAAAUUGCCACUAUCGAUGACCGGGCUGUAGAUUAUUCGCAAACGCCGUCCCCUCAGUUUCCAUAUCAACCGUUUGGCAAAAUGGACAGCAUAGAUGCUACUCCAACUCCCACUUUGCGAAGAUCCCAGCCAUGCACUGUGGAGGAAGAAUUUAUCGAGGAGCCGGUUAUGGACCUAGACGCUACACUUGUUGAUGCCGUUGAACGAGUCCUGGCCUGCUCUGGACCUACAUCUGCUAUCCACUCUCGUGCUCCGUCGCCAAGCCGUAUGCGCAAGGGCCGUAUUAACGUACUGCAUGCGGAAGAUAACAAAAGAUACAACGAUACCAAUAAUCGAACAGAUGUUCCUUCUGUGGAAAUCCCACGAAAUGAGUGUCGCCGUAUGGUUCUUGGAGCUCUUGAUGAGGUUGUACGUAGUGUUGCUGCCGAACACCGCCAGGAAGAAUCCAAUAUUGGUGUGUCAGAUACACCCGCAGGGCUCCCAAAAUACAGCCACAAGAAAUACGGCGGUAUCACCGAUAAUACUUUAAGAGAAGGUAUACGCAAGUGGCUUCAAGACAUUGAUGAAUCUUGCUAA